Messenger RNA from Nymphalis io (European peacock), 969 nucleotides. It is a transcript of the gene Mthfs, whose product is annotated as 5-formyltetrahydrofolate cyclo-ligase. The coding region runs from base 89 to 721 and encodes 210 amino acids. The transcript has 5 exons. Gene Ontology annotation, cellular component: mitochondrion. Gene Ontology annotation, molecular function: 5-formyltetrahydrofolate cyclo-ligase activity. NCBI's taxonomy places the organism in Eukaryota, Metazoa, Arthropoda, Insecta, Lepidoptera, Nymphalidae. Gene Ontology annotation, biological process: folic acid-containing compound biosynthetic process; tetrahydrofolate interconversion. The record is from RefSeq and is a predicted model, not a curated record.
GUAUGUCAACAUGAACUUGUCAAGCAAACGCGAUAACAACAUACGAUAUCUUUUGUAAACAUAAUUACUUAUAUUAGUUUGCUCUUUGAUGUGGGUGAAGUAUCUUGUGUCUUUUUGCAGCACAUCAAUCAAAAUGAGUCGAUCACCGAACCCAGCGAAGGUGCUCAUACGGGAACAAGUGGCGGCUCGUAUCGCUGCUCUUACAAAAGACGAGAUAAAAAGAGAGUCAGAAAUAGUUUAUAAUAAGAUUAUAAACCAUCCAUACUACAAAUCAGCGAGCAGGAUAGCAAUAUUUAUGAGCACAGAUCAAGAAAUCAACACGAUGCCAAUUAUCGCUCACAUCAAGGCCCGAGGUGCUUCUGUCUUCGUGCCGCAGUAUGCGGGUGGUAAAAUGAAGAUGCUGAGGCUGGAAGCUGGGGAUGAAGACAGCAUGCCAUUGACAAGACACGGAAUAGCUCAGCAUUCGAAAGACAUUCAACGAGAGGACGCUUCGGAAAAAGGAUUAGAUUUGAUAAUUGCUCCAGGAGUGGCGUUUACGAAGGAAGGUGGUCGAGUGGGCCACGGCGGUGGAUAUUAUGACAAGUUCCUGGCAAACUUAAGGCCAAACCCUGAUACUUCUCCUAAGGUAAUAGCGAUUGCGUUCAAAUGUCAGGUGUUUGAUGAAGUUCCUAUGAACGAAAUGGACCAAAGAAUCGAUGGGGUUAUAUUUGCUGAUGAUUAAAUUGACGACACACAAUACGACUCACGACAUUAUUAUUUUAUUCAAUUUAUAUUAUUUUUAUAUUUUAAAUAAUGACAUAGUUUAUUAAUAUUAAUGGAUUUUUUCAAUUUUGUAUAAUUAGUGUGAAUAUUAUUAUGUAAACUCGAAAACAUUUAAAAUGCAUUUGAAUUAAAUAUAAUACCUAUCUUAAAUGAUUAUGAAACUAUACAUAAUAUUGUAUGUUUUAAAUGUCAUAAAAUUCCUCUGAA